This is a messenger RNA of Peronospora belbahrii, 1164 nucleotides long. Lineage: Eukaryota; Oomycota; Peronosporomycetes; Peronosporales; Peronosporaceae. The record is from the annotation of a GenBank genome assembly.
AUGAUGUCCCGGGGACCGACUAUCAACGUGGAAAAAGAUAGUGGCGACAAGCAAAAGACUCCUUACCUUGUAGACUGCGAGCGUGAUGUUCGCGUAACGCUGCGACGCCACACAACGGGGGUUGUGAUCUUUGGUGAUACGGGUGAUUUGUGCACGGAGACAGAUGGCGUAGAUGUGGAUCUGGUGCAUCAAGAUGCGUUUAAGCAGCUUGUGCGCCAUGGCAGCGUAUUGUUUGCUGGAGGCGUGGCUGGAAGCGUUGGAAAGACCAUCACAGCGCCACUUAGCCGUCUCACGAUACUAUUUCAGGUGCACAGCAUGGUGUCUACAAGGCAUACUGACCGUUUUUCGCCUUCAAUGGGCAGUGCUUUCGUCAAAGUACUCAAAAAUGAGGGUGUGCUAGCAUUUUGGAAAGGUAAUGGUGCCAGUGUACUUCAUCGUUUCCCAUACUCAGCUGUAAAUUUCUUCACAUUUGAGAUUGUCAAAAACAGCAUCAUCGCACAGAACCACCCAGCCUUCACCCAACAUUCGUGGACCACCAUGUUUGCAUCGGGGGCAUUGGCCGGUGCAACGGCAACAAUAGCGUGCUACCCAAUCGACCUCAUUCGAACGAGGUUGGCGACGCAGCUAAACACAGACAUCCGGUACCUAGGUAUUCGCCAUGCAGUGCGGCGCAUUAGUGCCGAGGAAGGCAUGCUGGGGCUCUACCGCGGCAUGGGCGCUACACUCAUGGUUACGGUCCCCAAUCUAGCAAUCAACUUUACGUUGUACGAAUCACUCAAGGAGUACGCUCGGUCGUUUCGCCGUAGCCAGAAGCUAUUAGGGCUCACAGGCGUCGAAAGAGAACAGUCUGCGCAGACAUUUAACGAUAUGCCCCUGGGUGUGACCGACACGCUUCUCUGCGGUGGCACGGCUGGCAUUGUCUCGUCACUCGUGACAUUUCCCAUCGAUGUGGUACGCCGUCGCCUGCAGAUCUCGGCCAUCCACGCAGAGAACGCAGGUAUACGUCCGACGACCACAGGCAUCGCAUCGGAGUUGUUCCGAAAGCAGGGCGUGAGUGGAUUUUACCGUGGACUUACGCCGGAGCUCAUGAAGGUUGUGCCAAUGGUAGGUAUUACUUUUGGUACCUUUGAACGACUGAAGAAGGUACUGAUCGCGGAGAAUUAA